Molecule: messenger RNA, 1056 nt
Organism: Daphnia pulicaria
Lineage: Eukaryota; Metazoa; Arthropoda; Branchiopoda; Diplostraca; Daphniidae
Exons: 4
Coding region: 136-882 (248 amino acids)
Source: RefSeq, a predicted model, not a curated record
UGAGGCGGAUUUCAGUUCAAUUUCGGUGGUCGUUUGAGACGGUUCGCAGUAAAUAGUCUCUGAACAGCAUCGUCAUAGAAAUAUUGACUCGAUUUUUUUUAUUUGACUUAGUCUGUUUUCUUUUCGUCCAGAACGAUGAAAAACUUAUUAACGUUAACGGCUGGUGCGUUUGUCGUUGUCUUUCUGCUGGCGGGGACAGAUGUGUGGCCUUGCCGUACUCACGCAGCGACCCUGUUAAACAAUCGUGGCGACAAAACUAAUGUAACGCUGGGAAUUGUUCAAGAAAAUGAGCUGUCUGGACAGAAACGCCAAUCCCCCGGAGAACCUGCUGGCCGGAAAUCGCCCCGUGAAUGGUACACUGAAGAAUAUUCGUUAAAAUCUCGCAAGAUCUUUCACUCUCACCAGAUCCUCUACGGGCCUCUGUGGCAAUUGCACUUGAAGGUUCCAAACCCACAGUCUAAGCACGACACUUCUGUAGAUCUCGGCCAAGUCUUGAAACACUUUAAAUCGCCCAGAAUAUCUCUGCCAGAUCCCUUUAAAAGGAAUUUCCCUGGACCUGAACGGUUCGAGCAAAUGCACCUCAUGCGCAACGAGAUUUCCCAUCAGAGUUACUCGGUGAAAUGUUUCGAGUCGGACAAGAAAGUCCUGAUUAUCGUGGCCGAAUACCUGGAUGGCGGUAUUAAUAGCCCAGUGAGCGUUGCAUCUGGCGGAAGUUGGCAAAGAAGCCGAACUACCGCAAGUCCUAGUAUAAGAAACAAGCAGACGUUGAAAUCAGCCAUCACCUCGGCUCUGGACAAUAAAUCAAGUCCAUCCACAUCGAGUGCAAGUGAUUACCAUUGCGGGGUCAAAGAUUCCCGCGAUAAAACCAGGAAAAUUCCCUAAACUGAAUGCGAACAUAUAGGCAGUGGCGGACAACAAAUCCCGACUAAUAUGCAUUUACAAUACAUUUAAACCGGAAAUGACAAACUAUAAUGGGCUUCAAUUUCACUUCAUUGUUGUCGUUGAUUCAUAUUUUUGUUUUUGUACAAAACGAAUAUAGCGCCGUUUUGCCAUCAG